CUCGCCGGCUCACCUCAGACCCGGGAAGCCGGUUUCUGCUCGGUGUCUCUUCUUCAGCCACUUCCGGGUCUUCCGUCGUUCCGGAAGCCCGCGAAUCCCGGAAGCGGGGCUGCUGCAGCUUCGGCUGGGCAAAGCUCAGCUAGCCCGAGAAUGUUUGAGGAAAGGUUCCGCAGACCCCGCAGCUCCCGGCAAGUAUGAGGCGAGGAUCUCUUGAAGUAAACGUGCAGGAGAGCUCUCUACCGCCUUGUGGGUAGGCUGCUGAGUCCAGAAGGAACCACAGGAACAGGUGGAAAGACAGUUCCAGAGAAGACAUGGCUGCCAGAGAGGAGAAGACGAAGAGUGCCAACAGAGUGCUGAGGAUCAGUCAGCUGGAUGCCCUUGAACUGAACAAGGCUCUGGAGCAGCUCGUGUGGUCCCAGUUUACUCAGUGCUUUCAUGGAUUUAAGCCAGGGCUCUUAGCUCGCUUUGAACCAGAAGUGAAAGCAUGUCUGUGGCUUUUCCUAUGGAGGUUCACCGUCUACUCCAGAAAUGCCACUGUGGGGCAGUCAGUUCUGAAUAUUCAGUACAAAAAUGAUUUAUCUUCCAACCCAAGAUACCAACCACUAAGUAAAAAUCAGAAACUGUGGUACGCUGUGUGCACCAUUGGGGGUAAAUGGUUAGAAGAACGAUGUUAUGAUUUGUUUCGAAACCGUCAUUUAGCAUCUUUCGGGAAAGUCAAACAGUGCAUGAAUUUUGUGGUUGGACUCAUAAAAUUAGGUGAGUUGAUAAACUUCUUGAUUUUCCUGCAGAAGGGAAAGUUUGCAACUUUGACAGAACGCCUCCUUGGCAUUCAUUCUGUAUUUUGUAAGCCCCAGAACAUGCGCGAAGUUGGCUUUGAGUACAUGAAUAGGGAACUUCUCUGGCAUGGUUUUGCUGAGUUUCUGAUUUUCCUGUUACCACUCAUCAAUAUCCAGAAGUUGAAAGCCAAAUUGUCUUCCUGGUGCAUACCCCUUACUGGCACUGUUAGUGACAGUGCGCUUGCCAGCAGUGGCAAAGAAUGUGCUCUAUGUGGAGAGUGGCCCACAAUGCCUCACACCAUUGGAUGUGAACACGUGUUCUGUUAUUACUGUGUUAAAAGUAGCUUCCUAUUUGACAUGUACUUUACCUGUCCUAAGUGUGGCAUAGAAGUGCACAGUGUGCAGCCACUGAAGUCAGGAAUUGAAAUGUCAGAAGUAAAUGCUCUUUAGAAACCAAAUUGUUUCCUCUGAGGGAAAAUGUAUUGUGUGUCCUUGGUAUUAGUCAUCAUCAUUGUCGUAUGUAGGUGUCUUUGAAAAGGCAUGUGCUGCUCAGCCACUGUCCUCUUCUUUUCUAAGAGCCACUAAAUUCUAAUCACUGGAAACUAAAUGAUAUGAGAGAAUCUUAUAAAUCUUCAGGUUAUUUUUUUAAAAUCAUCUAUUAAAUUUUUUAAUGUCAAGAAUAAUGGGAAAUUUUUGUCAGAUGAAUACUGAGAAUGACUAAGAAUGCUUCUUCAUAGAAAAGGUCGAACUCUAAAUAUAAAAGAUUUUUGAGACUCUGAGAUGAGUAUGCAUUUAUUUUCAGAAAUGACAGAACGUCAUAAGCCAACAUCAUAAGACCCUGUUAUGUUAAAACUUCAGGUUCUAGAGUCUUGCUCCUACCUGAACUUUUUCCCUGAAGUCAGUUUUCAAGAGGUUCAGCCCCUAGCUGCAGACCCCUUCAGAGUUGAAUUCUUAUAUUCAGAAGGUAAAAACGUGCUUAAGGCAGCAUAGAAGCGAGGUUUGGGGACUAUGGGACAGCUAGUCUGAAGAACACUAUUUCCUAAGUCUAUAUCUUUGGUCUCACCAAGUGUAUUGGUAAUUUUGUGAAAUACUGGAGGUCUUGUGGGUACUAGGGUAAAGUAGCAAUGCAUGUCAAGUAACUUCUUCUCUCUGAAGAAUCACUAAAUGAACCCUUUGUUAAAUAAUAUGAAAAUAUUGUUGCUGUUUUUAAUAACUUUGCCAAAAUAAUAGUACUUAUAUCAAUUUUGUGUCUUUACAAUAUGCUAGAAUCUAAUUAGUUCACAUGUUAAAUAGUAUCAGUGUACUUUAUAUAUUAUAAUAUAUAUAUUAUAUAUGGAAAUUAACAAAUUGGCUUGUGUUGAUCGGUCUCAAGUCUUAAUUAGAAUAUAUUAAAAGAUGGUUUUUAAGGAACAAACCUAGAAACAUGACUUUAUGACGUGGUGGACUGGUGGCCAUCUGUGUUCAUACUUCACUCAACACUUAAGAUGCUGAUGCAGCUGGAGAUACAGCAAUGAACAGGAAAAGUAGCUUACUCAGGAUGUCCAUCCACCUAAUGCUGAGUCAGUGCAGCAUCAGUUUAGUGUAGGCUAGGCGAGGUGCUUCACAGUUUGAGAAGAAUGUAUCUAAAAUUUAUCUUUUUUCUCUUAUAAAACUUUGUUGUGAAAAACUGAAAAUUCAGGAUAAUAUACAAUUUUCAGAUAUAAAUAA
Arvicola amphibius (Eurasian water vole) is the source of this 2483-nucleotide messenger RNA. It is a transcript of the gene Pex2, whose product is annotated as peroxisomal biogenesis factor 2. The transcript is spliced from 3 exons. Gene Ontology annotation, cellular component: peroxisomal membrane. The record is from RefSeq and is a predicted model, not a curated record. NCBI's taxonomy places the organism in Eukaryota, Metazoa, Chordata, Mammalia, Rodentia, Cricetidae. The coding region runs from base 312 to 1226 and encodes 304 amino acids. Gene Ontology annotation, molecular function: zinc ion binding. Gene Ontology annotation, biological process: protein import into peroxisome matrix.